AUGACGAGGCAUAAUUCCCCUCAGACAAGAAAAUAUCACAUCCCCAGCGAGAUCCGUACAGUCGACCUGCCGGACGUGGAUGAGCAAGAGCUCCCCCACAGUGUUAGACUUUUUCUAAAGGAAGGCGGAACACUCCAGUGCGCUUGCCAAAAUCGUAGUGAGCAGAAGGAGGUUUUCGGAGUAAUCCGUGGCUGCACCUCUUAGAAACGAUUUUUGUUUCUUGCCCCUCCUCCCACUAUAGGGCCCCGGCUCACACGUGGCCCUUGGUAAUUAUUUUACAUAACCUAGUUCUCCAGAUACCACUUUUUUUCAAUUGUUUGUAAACAACUGGUCGGAUGCCACAACGCCCUGUGGACGUUCUAUCAUGCACCCGUGUUCUUUUUGUCUCAGGGCUAGUCACCACAUCGAAACUCUUUUCCUAUUCCUUACUAUCGUCCUAUAUUCUCUUUCCAUAAUAUUAUUAUCUUCAUAGCGAGGCGGGUGUGGGGGUAAGCAGGGGUUUUUGUCUGUGAUUUCCAACAUUUACUUUUACUCUUUCUAAAUUUUUUAUUGAGCAUCUCCCUAAGGAGUGACUUUUUCUUUGGGCGUAGCCUUUUUUAUGUUCUUCCCUCCCCGCAUUCCCUUUGACCUGUGUGUGCGAUAUUACCUAGCGCAGUGCCAAUUUUCUUGCUCUCUUUUUAUUUAUUUUAUUUAUUAUAUACCCCUAUUUUUACAUUCGUAUCACCAAACUGGAUGGAUAGAGGGGGAACGGGAACGAGAAGGACAGUGGGGAUGUUCUAUCCUGUGUAUUAUUAUGGAUUACACUUUGAUUGGUUUGGUCGGUCUAGUUGGGCUACGAUAUUUCAGCGGUACUGUGCACGGGUACCGAGUUGUCCGUCCGGCGGCGUACUGAGUACUUACAUUCUACGUUCUACCACACACACUUUUUUUCUUUUGGUUUUAUCCUUAUUAUCAUUUAAUUUUUCCUGUUUUAUUUAGUUUACUUCGAGGGAGUUUCUUUCUUUCUUUCUUUCGCAAUACAACAGGGAAGGAAAGGGGCAGAUAAGCAUAGGCUGGAUCGCUUAUUUAUUUAUUUAUUUUCUUUGUUUAGAAGUAUAUUGUAGGUAGAGCCUAGCAGGAAUUCAACCAUCGAGCUUAUACGAUA
Tuber melanosporum (Perigord truffle) is the source of this 1144-nucleotide messenger RNA. RefSeq lists its product as uncharacterized. Bases 1 to 204 code for a protein of 67 amino acids. The record is from RefSeq and is a predicted model, not a curated record. NCBI's taxonomy places the organism in Eukaryota, Fungi, Ascomycota, Pezizomycetes, Pezizales, Tuberaceae. The transcript has 3 exons.